AUGACGAUCGAUGGUGCCGACGAUAACGCAAGCAAUGAAGAGAUGAUCAUGCUCGUGAUCAAGAACUUUGACAAGCAUCAAUCUGAGCAACUCAGAGCAUUCGUCAGCAACGAGCUCCCCAAACCUUCCGCAUUGCACACCGGCCUCAGCAAGUUCAGGGUGGACUUGAAUAGCAAACUCUCACAGUUCGUCGAGCUUCCCGACCUGGCUGCUCAGCUGGAGCUCUUGCUCGAAACAAUGGGGAAGAGCGGCGCGGCCCCAUCGUCUUGGAUAGCCUACGCGUCGGCCGUGUCAUGCCAGUUGAAAGUCGCCGGGGUGUUUCCUGAAGGUUCGCAGGACAUCUUCGUCACAGAGGGCAAUCUGGGUGCAAUUUGUGGGCUUCGGGCAAGGUACACUAUCCUGGCAUUGCGCAGCCUGCUGGAUUUGCGUGUUCUCAAAGUGCAACCGGCGUGUGCCCGAAUGUUGCAGCAGAUGGUUAAUGCCGUUGACGCUCCUGAGCUUGCUGACCACUCCUUGGUCACCUGUUCUCACGAUUUCGGAGCAGCAUUGGCUGGAUUCGAUUCGGUGCUCUCCCAAUCACAAGAUGCUGACUGGGCAGCGAAAUGGUGCAACAUGUUCUUGAAUGCAACUUCCUUGUCAGAGGCCACGAAGAUUCUGCGCGAGUCGUGCGGCGUGACAGCCGAGAUCGAGACAGGCGAAGCAGUGGUGCCAGCCACGCCCACGGCAGAUGGAGACAGGGACACGGUGACGAGCCAAGUCCGAAGUAUGCAGAAGAGCCUCUGCAAGCCCUUGAUCAGCCUUGCAGACAUUCACAAAGCCCACGUGGGGGUGUACGAUGACGGCGGGCUUCAUGAUGUACUCAGAGACUGGGAUGCCUUUGGAGAAUUCCUGGUUCAGAAGGAUGAUGUCCAGUCGGAGUUGGGCGUGCGCAUCGAUGCAGUGUUCCUGAAGGCUUUGUGGCAGUGCACAGAUGCGAUCUGCAGGGGGCUCGAAUCACUCCUGUGGCGGCUUUACGCCAACACAAAGGAAAAGUCAGAUGCUCACGUGUUUCUGGUCGCAGAUGCUGCUGCUGCGGCCACACGGGAAAGGGUAGUGCUGUGCCACGCGCCGGACGACAUGGAAUUGCCUUUCGUAGGACCUGUCUCGCUCAACAAAACCCCGCAGUCCCUGAUGCUGCUCCAGUGGGGAGGCGUGGAAUUCUUCGUGAAUCCGCCUCCAUCCCCGCCAGCCGGGGACGUGGUGGUCCCUGCCUGGCUGGCCAAGCACGCUGGUCCCAAAGAGCGCAGCACGGUGGAAUUGAAGUCGGAGGACAUUAUGAUCUACAUCUCGAACCAUGGCGCCGUCAGCAUGACCAAACCCAAACCGCCGCCCAAAAAGAGCCCACCUGCCAUGGAUAUCGGCACACAUGCCAAUCUGCCCGGUGCAACCCAGGUCACCCAGGAAGGCAAGCAGGCAACACAGGAAAGCCUCCAGGUCACCCCAGAAACCACGCAGCCAGCGCAGAACACCCCAGAAACUUCGCAGCGAGCGCAGAAAGGCACGGCAACCCCCAAACAGAACAAGGCGGAGGUGGAGGUGGUGGACGUGGACUUGGACGACGAUGCUCCCGGGGUUAUCACGUCAUCCAAUGAGUCAUCCAAUGCGAAGCUCGCCGUGCCGAUUAAGAAGGAAAAGCCGGUGGAGCGGUGCACUGGUCGCGACCUUUGCGACCAGGAGCUUGGGGCCCUCAUGUUUGCUGAUGAAAGGACACCUGCAGCGCAUUUCAAUCCCGACAAGCCCGACAACUCCGACAAGCCUGAGCAGAAGGAGAUCUGGAACGAGACAGACAUGACUGUCUAUUGGCUUCGUGUCCUGAAUCUGCUGUUGCAGUGCGAGGGUGUGUCGGGAGAGCCCGCCGCUUCAUUGAUUCGAGAGAAGAAGCCGAAGGAGAAGGGCGCGCGGGUCAAAGCAGCUGCGGACGAAGAUAAAGUGGUUGCAGCAAGCGGCUUGGGUGCCGUAUGCGUCCUUCGCGCGGCAGCAGGAGUGGCAGGAUCGAAGAAAAAAGGCGGCGACAAGAAGGAUGCAAAGCAGAAGAAGGCAGCCGUGAGGACUGUUCGAGGAGUGCACUUGCUCAAGUAG
Molecule: messenger RNA, 2118 nt
Organism: Symbiodinium sp. CCMP2592
Lineage: Eukaryota; Dinophyceae; Suessiales; Symbiodiniaceae
Source: the annotation of a GenBank genome assembly